AUGACUGUCAAGGGCAAGAAGAAGGGCCUCUCCCAGGUGUCGCUCAUUUUUGCCUGCGGGACCGCACUCUUUUCUGAUGGCUAUGCUAACGGGGUCAUUGGGAAUGUGAACACGAUCUUGACGCGAAUCUACGGAAAGGAAGAGGUGAAUAAGCACAACUAUAGCCAGACGCUCUCCGGCGUCGCCUUCGCAGGGAUGAUCGUCGGCAUGUUGGUGUUCGGCUACAUGUCUGACAGGCUUGGCCGGAAGUUCGGGAUGAUGCUCGCGACAGGAAUAGUCGCGGUAUUCUCUGGGCUUUCAGCCGCAUCAAGCGGUGCCCAUCACAGUGUCGGCGGCAUGCUGUCCAUGUUGAGCGCUAUGCGGUUUGUGGUCGGCAUCGGCAUUGGGGCAGAGUAUCCGUGCGGCUCUGUGGCAGCCUCUGAGCAGUCGGAGGAACCAACAAUCUCCAAGAUGGCACAGCAUCGGUGGUUGGCGUUGUCGACAAAUACGAUGAUUGACUUCGGGUUUGUUGUCGCUUCAUUCGUACCGCUCGUUCUAUACUGGAUUUUCGGCGCUGAUCACCUACGAGCUGUGUGGCGGCUCUCCUUGGGCCUCGGUGUCGUCCCCGCCGUACUCGUCUUUCUUUGGCGGCUAAACAUGGAAGAGCCAACCCGGUACAAGAAAGACUCGAUGGCGCGCGCGAAGACACCGUACUGGCUUGUCGUCAGACGGUAUUGGAAGGACCUCCUUGCCAUCAGCACGACGUGGUUCAUCUACGAUUUCAUCACCCAUCUGACUGCUCUUUUACCCGCUCUACAGUUCGACAUCUACUCGUCCAUUGUCGUUGACAAUAUCACCGGAAACGCGUCUUCCCUCAGCAUCGUCUUCGGCUGGAGCGUGGUCAUCAACCUGUUCUACAUGCCAGGCACAAUCUGUGGGGCCUUCUUGAUUGAUUAUUUAGGCCCAAAAUACACCAUGAUCCUCGGGCUGCUGUGCCAAGCGACCAUAGGCUUUAUAAUGAGCGGUCUAUACGUUCAGCUGACAGAUCACAUUGCAGCCUUUGCGGUCCUGUACGGGAUAUUCUUGAGCUUCGGCGAAUUAGGACCUGGUAAUUGCACCGGCAUGCUUGCUGUGAAAACGGGCCCUACAGCUAUCCGCGGGCAAUUCUACGGCAUUGCGGCCGCAGUAGGGAAGGUCGGGGCGUUCAUCGGCACCUGGGUCUUCCCUAUAAUCAUCGACAGGUUUGGGGGAAGCAACACGGUGAGAGGCAACACGGGCCCGUUCUGGAUAGGCAGCGGCCUCGCGAUUCUCAGCGCACUGAUCACUCUGUUCUUCAUCCGGCCGUUGACACAUGACGGCAUGGCCGAGGAGGACCGCAAGUUCCGCGAAUACCUCGAGAGCAACGGUUACGACACGUCCCAGAUGGCAGUACACCGCAUGCCGCACUGA
Molecule: messenger RNA, 1428 nt
Organism: Postia placenta MAD-698-R-SB12
Lineage: Eukaryota; Fungi; Basidiomycota; Agaricomycetes; Polyporales; Adustoporiaceae
Exons: 22
Coding region: 1-1428 (475 amino acids)
Biological process (GO): transmembrane transport; carboxylic acid transport
Cellular component (GO): plasma membrane
Molecular function (GO): carboxylic acid transmembrane transporter activity
Source: RefSeq, a predicted model, not a curated record